CACCGUUUGAAUUCGAUUGCUGAACGUACUUUAAUUUCUUUUAUCAAACUCUUUGAUCCAUCGAAUUUGACGGAGCAACAAAGAGCGCUCCGUGGAAGAUUUGAGACCGUUCGAACACGUGAAUCUCGCCGAGAGCAACGCUCUGCUCCGCCUUAAUACGAACAGGUAUUCUGUCAACAAACCAAUAACAAACCGCUGUGCUGUGCUGUCAUUUACCGAAAAAAAAAAUAAACAAUUUUGAUUUUUUUUUUUUAAACUUCCCAAAAUAAUUGAAAAGAAUGAAUAAUAAAAAUAUAGAAGGAAUAUUUCUUUAAACUAUUGGUCGAUAAUGAAAAUAGUGCAAAUGGCUGGAACUACAAAUCGCAGCCAUAAUAGCAGCAGUAGCAGUAGUGACCCAAUUUGGGCUACCGAUGUGGAACUCCUACCAUCAGAGGAAUGCCUUCCCAUUAUCGGCAGUUGUCAGGUCACUUCAAUCCUCCAAAAUUUGGACUCUACCCACAAUGAUCAAAAUCUUCAAAAUAUGGACCUUAUCAUUCUAAAUCCGAGCGAUUAUAAAUUGCCUUUAGAAGCCCCAUUAAAUCUUCAUACUAGCAGUUAUAUUGUUUUGAAAGAUUCAUCUGUUACAUUAGAGGCUUGUUCCAAUGCCAAUAGCACAACUCAACAACAUGAAAAACAAUCAAAUAAUACAAAAAACUACACAAUGGAAGAUCCAAAAAAUCUGGAACCAACAGAUCUUAGCUUGAACAUCGCCGACACAAGUAACUCCAGUAAUACUUCAAGUAAUUUAAUAUCUCCAAAUCCCAAACACUACGAUAAAGAAUCAUUUGAAGAUAUGCUCUAUUUUGUUUGCAAUCUUUGCCCCUUUCUAUGUACCAAAGAGACACAAAUUACGGAGCAUUUAGAGAGCGUACACAAAAAUAAAACUGUAAGCAAAUUAGUUCAAAUGAAAUGUCCUGCUUGUGCGAAUAUUUUUUAUCAUAGAGCUUCACUGAAAAGUCAUUUAUUACAUGAUCAUUGUGUGGCGAAUAACGAUCUCAAUUUGAUUGUACAGGCUGUUAUGUUUUAUUCAAAUAAAGAAAACAAAAAAGAGGAAAAUAAAAAAUUGAAUAAUGAUGCCAAAGCUUUAAAAAAUAAAGAUAAGGUAGUGGUGGAAAAAACUGCAGGAAAAGCAGUAGAAAGCAAUUCUAGUAAAAAUAAUGUAACUCAGUGUAAGAGUCAAAAUAAAGAUGUAAUAGAUUUGAUCAAACCUGUGAAUUCUGACUCAAUAGAGACUCUACCAGGAAGUAGCACCCAACAAAUAAACGAAUUAGAGACAGUUGUUGCAAAUCCAGAGCCAGUACCGGAAAAAAUCCCGCUGCCGCAGGUGGACAUCACAACCAACAACAGUGAAGAACUCAUAACAAAUUUAAUGAAAAAAUCCGAUGCUCUAGUAAAAUACAUGAAUUCCCAAAAGUGUCCCUUUGCGUUCUGCAAAGUGCUUAUGAGCGACUCAAAAAAAAUGGAUUACCAUAUUGAGUCUCAUUGCUAUGAGGGAUUCAAAUGCGUCGAAUGUCAAGAAAUUUUCAUGUCAUGGAAAACUCUGAUGACACAUUUAUGGAGGUCGCACAAGGUUGAUAUGGAAUUGUUUGGGUGCGACAAAUGUGAUUACAAGACACCUAGCUUGUCUAAAUUGAAUACUGUACAUAAACUGAUACACUCUAAUGUCAAGGCAUUUCAGUGUGACAUAUGUGAAAAAAUGUUCAAAAAUCAAAAGCAAGUAAGAAAUCAUAGACGCAUCCACCGACAAAACGUCGUGAAAGAAACAGAAACAUGUGAGUUGUGCCCGAGAACUUUCACAGACAAAAGAAGCUUAAGAUCGCACAUGGAUUCCGUACAUAAAAAAUUGAAACCGUUUUUGUGCAAUUACUGCGAUUAUAAAGGUUCCUGUAAGACAUCAUUGAAAAUGCAUAUAAGAUGUCAUACUGGAGAAAAACCAUUUUCUUGUGACCAAUGCGAAUAUGUUACAGCAGAUCAUAAUUCAUUGCGAAGACACAAACUGAGGCACACUGGACAUAAACCUUAUAAAUGUUCUUAUUGUUCUUAUGCUUGCAUCCAGAGCAGUACAUACAAGGUUCAUCUGAAAACCAAACACCCCGGACUGGAAAAAGAUCAUAUGUUUUCAUGUUCCCUGUGCCAAUUCAGGACUGUUAAUAAGGAAUUGUUUAAUUCCCAUUCUCAUUCAGUUUCCUUGCAGGAACAGAAAGUGGUUGGUAGUUAAAUAGAAAAAAAAUUUUAGAGGACUUUUGAAUUUUUUUCAGAGAAAAAUUGUGAUAAAUAAUUUUAGGAAAAGCUUUAUUAAAAUAUAUUUAUUAA
Molecule: messenger RNA, 2352 nt
Organism: Ceutorhynchus assimilis (cabbage seed weevil)
Lineage: Eukaryota; Metazoa; Arthropoda; Insecta; Coleoptera; Curculionidae
Source: the annotation of a GenBank genome assembly